AUGGUUAAUGUAUCAUUAAGAAAACGUCAACGUGAAACAAAUUCGAAUCAUGGCGAUGAAUCCGAACAUGAACAUGAAUAUGUAGUCGAAGCUAUUCUUGAUAAACGAGUUCGAGGAAAAAAAAUCGAAUAUUUCCUCAAAUGGCAAGGUUAUACAGAGGCAUAUAAUACGUGGGAACAAAAACGUAAUUUAAAUUGUCCAGAUUUAAUGAAAGAUUUUGAAGAAAAAUUAAAAAGCAAAACUAAUGAACAAAAAUCUACAACAUCAAAAAGAAAAAGUAAAUUAUCAACAAAAAAAUCGAAAAAUACAAACGCGAAUGAAAGUGAUAAAAAUUAUGAAAGUGAUGAAUAUCAAGAUAUAACUUCAGAAAAUGGUACUACUUCGAAUAAGAACGAUGAAGAUGAGGAUGAUGAAGACGAUGAUGAUGAUGAUGAAGAUACACGAAGUAGUAAACGUCAUAGUCCACGAAAAAAACUUAGUUUAUCUCCUGAGGAAUCACCAUCAAGUCGUCGUCAUUCAAGUCGUAAAAUUGUGAAUCAAACAAAUUCUCGUAUUACAACGAUGUCUAAAAAUGGAAGCUCAAAUGAUGAUGAAGAUGAUGAUACUACUACUACUACUGAAGAUGAAUCAUUAACAAAGAAAGCACGAAAAGAUCUUUCAAUAACUCCAAAACCUAAAAGAACGUCUAAUGAACAAUUAUCAAUGACUAUCGAAGAUAAAAAUAAUAAUACUAAUAAUAAUAGUAGUAUAUUUUCUGAUAGAACUCCACCUAAAGAAAUAAAUAUUUGUGAACCAACAACAAUUAAUCUUCGUCUUCAUAUUACACCAAGUUCAACAUCAUCAAUUUCUUCAAUUCUUAAUGAUAGUGAUAUUCAUAAUCAUGAAAAAUCUACAACAGAUAAUUCGAUAAAUGAUCAAGGUACAAUUGAUGAAACGAAUCAAGUUGAAAAAAUUGAAGCUGUACGAAAUAAUCACGAUGGUAUAUCAUUUCGUAUUAAAUUAAUUAAUGAAAAACAAUCAAAAUGGAUUUCAUCAAAAAUUGCAAAUAAAAAAUAUUCACAAGCAGUUAUUGCUUUUUGGGAAAAUCAUGUUGAAUUUACAUGA
Messenger RNA from Adineta steineri, 1104 nucleotides. The record is from the annotation of a GenBank genome assembly. NCBI's taxonomy places the organism in Eukaryota, Metazoa, Rotifera, Eurotatoria, Adinetida, Adinetidae.